AGUAUGUUGAAUUUUCAAAUUAGUAUGUUGAAUUUUCAAGUUAGUAUGUUGAAUUUUCAAGCUAGUAUGUUGAAUUUUCAAGUUAGUAACAUGAAUUUUCAAGUUAGUAUCUUGAAUUUUCAAGCUAGUAUCUUGAAUUUUCAAGCUAGUAUGUUGAAUUUUCAAGUUAGUAUGUUGAAUUUUCAAGUUAGUAUGUUGAAUUUUCAAGUUAGUAUGUUGAAUUUUCAAGUUCGUAUGUUGAAUUUUCAAGUUAGUAUGUUGAAUUUUCAAGCUAGUAUGUUGAAUUUUCAAGUUAGUAACAUGAAUUUUCAAGUUAGUAUCUUGAAUUUUCAAGCUAGUAUCUUGAAUUUUCAAGCUAGUAUGUUGAAUUUUCAAGUUAGUAUGUUGAAUUUAGUAACUUGA
Messenger RNA from Lottia gigantea (owl limpet), 402 nucleotides. RefSeq lists its product as hypothetical. The record is from RefSeq and is a predicted model, not a curated record. The transcript has a single exon. Lineage: Eukaryota; Metazoa; Mollusca; Gastropoda; Lottiidae. The annotation marks the transcript as partial.